Molecule: messenger RNA, 717 nt
Organism: Rotaria sp. Silwood2
Lineage: Eukaryota; Metazoa; Rotifera; Eurotatoria; Philodinida; Philodinidae
Source: the annotation of a GenBank genome assembly
AUGAGACAAGGUAUAGAUCAAAAAUUAUUAGUAGGUACUUCAAUAAUAUGUAUAUUUUAUGCUCAAUAUUGUAAUGGAUUAAAAAUUAAUUCACUAUCGAUUGAUUUUGAUCCAUUACCAUUUACAGCUGGUUAUAUUGUUAAUGUAACUGAUAAUUAUCUGGAUGUUGAAAUACAACCACCUCAUCGAACUGAUAUUAAUCGACAGGUACAAGGACUUAUUCGUUAUGAUCGAAAAGAAAUGAGACCAGCUUUUGGUUCAAAAACAUAUCAUUUUUAUCAAGUACAACCAACAAAUAUUAAUACUAGUCUCGUAUCUACUAGUAUCCUUCGUAUACCUUUAACAUCACGAACAGAAUUAACUAUCGGAGAUGCUAUUGUUACUAUCUAUUAUAUUUUUAUUCCUAGUAUUCUCGUUACAGAUUCGACAGAUCUUAUUAUACAAUCAAUUAAUAUUCAUUCAUAUUGGAGAAUAGCUUUAGUUACUAAUAGAGUCAAACGUGUAAUUAUUUCUGAUUAUUAUGUUAUACUAUAUGAUGGACGUUGGCUGAGUGCUAAUUCUGAUUGUAUACAUUUUAUUCGUACUAGUGAAUAUAUUUCUUUAUCGAAUAGUAAAUGUCAAAGACAAAGUGAUGAUGGAUUAAAUGUUCUAACACCUUACAUAAUAGUAGCUAAAGCAAUAAAUACAACUACUGUAAUAAAUCAAGCAUUUAAUUGA